Messenger RNA from Spizellomyces punctatus DAOM BR117, 2957 nucleotides. RefSeq lists its product as uncharacterized. The coding region runs from base 59 to 2797 and encodes 912 amino acids. The transcript is spliced from 8 exons. Gene Ontology annotation, cellular component: cytosol; nucleus; RISC complex. The record is from RefSeq and is a predicted model, not a curated record. Gene Ontology annotation, molecular function: nuclease activity; RNA binding. Gene Ontology annotation, biological process: regulatory ncRNA-mediated gene silencing; mRNA catabolic process. Lineage: Eukaryota; Fungi; Chytridiomycota; Chytridiomycetes; Spizellomycetales; Spizellomycetaceae.
UCCAGAUCUACACAUCUGCAUUUUCAUUCACUAACCAAGACUAGUCAGAAGCAUCACCAUGACCGCUUUACCGCAAUCAGGAAGAGCCAUUGUCAAGAACAUCAUCUCUGGAGACAGUAUUGUACUUCGCGGGAAGCCGGUCAACGGCCCUCCACCGGAGAAGGUCUUGUCACUUUCGAACUUGGUAGCUCCAAGGUUGGGGUCUCCCAAAGACCCAGAAAAGGAAGAGUCGUUUGCCUUCGAGUCUCGCGAGUACUUGCGAAGUCUAUUGGUCGGAAAAGAAGUUGCCUACAAAGUGGAAUACACCACCACAACGAAUCAACGUGAUUUUGGCGUCGUCUUGGUACAACAUCCCAUUGACGGGGAGACCAACAUCAAUCGCAUUAUUGCGCGAGAGGGAUGGGCCAAGGUCAAGUCUCCCGAAGGAAAGCGGACGGCAACCGAAGAGCAAGAGCUAUUGGCAAGCUUGGAGGCAGAGGCGCAGGCAGCCAAGAAAGGAAUCUGGCAGGACCAGAAUACUUCCAAAGGAAUUGUUCGCUACGAUGUGCGGGAUGAUGCGAGAGCAUUCUUGGACAAGUACAAGGGAAAGCCUAUCGACGCGAUUUUGGAGCAAGUACGCGAUGGAUCUACAUUCCGAGUCUGUCUACUGUUGCCAGAGGGCAUUCGUCAAUACAUUACACUGAUGCUUUCUGGUAUUAAAGCUCCAGCAUACCGUAAGGGAGUGCCAAACGUGGAGGAUCUGGUGGAAGAAUACAGUGAAGAGGCAAAGUACUUUGUCGAAUCCCGCCUGUUGCAACGUGACAUCAAGGUGGUUUUGGAAGGGCUUUCAUCCAAUGAUAAUUUUGUCGGAAGUGUCCAAUUCCCGCUCGGAAACAUUGCGGAGGCUCUACUUGGCGAAGGAUUGGCCAAAGUUGUGGAUUGGACGAUCACGAUGGUCACUGGUGGUCCCCAAAAGUACCGCGCAGCCGAGCAGCGAGCAAAGGACAGGAAGCUUCGGAUAUGGAAGAGUUGGGUUGGCAAAGCCAAGGUUGGCGGUCCGGAGCCCGAGUUUGAUGGCAUUGUGACUCGCGUCUUGUCAGGCGAUACACUCCUCGUACAGAGUAUUGCUACAGGCAAGGAACGCAGAAUACAGCUUUCCAGCAUUCGCGCACCAAAGGCACCGGAGAAACCCCAGCAGCCCACAAAGGACCAGUCCGUGAAAGAGUACGGAUACGAUUUCGAGGCAAGGGAAUACCUACGGGGCCGUUGUAUCGGAAAGCCUGUCCACGUGGUUAUUGACUACAUCAAGCCGGCGGAUGGCCCGUACGAAGAGCGCGAAUGCGCAACCGUAACCCAAGGACCGAAGAAUUUGGCAGAGGUAUUGGUAGCCAAGGGGCUGGCAGAUGUUAUUCGGCAUCGAAAGGAUGACGAUAAUCGAUCAUCCCAAUAUGACCAGCUACUGAUCGCGCUCGAUCGUGCGCAAAAAGCAGGGAAAGGCAUCCACUCCACAAAAGACGCACCGGUUCACCGUAUCAGUGAUGCCUCAUCAAAUGUCGCAAAAGCCCGACAAUUUUUCCCGUUCCUACAGCGAUCGGGGACAAUUUCCGGUGUUGUUGAUUAUGUGUCGAGCGGAUCACGAUUUAGAAUAUAUGUGCCAUCCCAAAAUUGUACUCUAACAUUGGUUCUUGGGGGCAUUCGAGCUCCAAGAGCAGGUCGCCCUGGUGAGAAGAGCGAACCUUAUGGACCCGAAGCUUUGGAAUUUGUAACCAGGAGAGCCAUGCAACGAGACAUUGAAUUCAGUGUAGAGGGCCAAGACAAGGUGGGAGGGUUUAUCGGAUCCUUGUAUCUUACAAUCAAUGGCGAGCGGAAGAAUGUGGCAGUCAUGCUAAUGGAGGAGGGGUACGCCAGUGUACAUGGCUAUUCUGCUAGCCAAAGUCCGAACGCCCACGCAUUGUACGAAGCGGAGAAGAAAGCACAGGAUGCUCACAAAGGUAUUUGGAAAGACUGGACACCCGAAGACAAUCAGCCGAUUGUAGAGGAGAAGCCAGAGGAAGACAAGCCGAUUGAAACCAAAGACGUGAUCGUUAGCCAUAUUGAAGACGGCGGUCGGAUAUUUUUGCAGGUUCUUGGUUCCGAUUUGGACCGCCUCGAACGCCUCAUGGCCGAUUUUUCCCUUCACCAUAAGAGCGCAGCAGCUCCACCAUACCAACCACGCAACGGCGAAUACUGCAGCGCCCAAUUCGGUGCCGACGACCAAUGGUACCGCGCACGGGUAACAAAGGUCAACCCCGACAAGACCUACAACGUCACGUACGUCGACUAUGGAAACUCGGAAACAGUCCCAGCAUCCCGCAUCCGCGCCCUGGACAGCUCUUUCAACACCAUGACGCUCAAUCCCCAAGCAUCUGAAGCCAAACUCGCGUACCUCCAAGUCCCAACAUUAGACCAGGAUUAUGGCGAAGAAGCUUUUGAGCAGCUCCGUAAUCUGACCGAAGGCCGAACCCUUCAAGCACGGAUUCUAGGACGCGUACCGAGCUCUGUGGGCUCAGGGCAAGCACUGAACGUUGUGCUAUACGACACCAAGAAUAGUCGAGACGUGAGCGUCAAUGAACGUUUGGUCCGAGAAGGGCUCGCUAUUGUGGAGAAAGUAUACAGAAAACGCUUUGCGGGACAGCAAAACGCGAAACGUGCGAAUGGGGCUACUGGCAAUACGGCGAAAAAGAGUGUUUUGGACGCUGUGAUGGAAGCACAAGAGGAUGCUAAAAAGAGCAGGGCGAAUAUGUGGCGGUAUGGGGAUUUCACAGAGGACGAUGAAUAAGCCCAAAAGGAAGGCAUUAUUUCUCAUCUGUCAACAGCAAAUCUUGUGCUGUAUUCUGGGACCGGUUGAGUUGAACUUUUGUACUAUGUAGGAAUGUAGUUUAGGUGAUACCAUUUCUGCAUCACAGUCCAAAAAUCAAACUUCUCUAUCUGGCGCCAAA